AUGGAUAUACAAAAUAUUCAUGGUCAUACCGAAGAUGAUCACGAUGAUUAUAAUGAUGAUGAUAAACAAGAAGAUUUAAAAAAAGAGAUUCGUAGAAUAACAAAAGAAAUCAAUCGGCUAAACAUGUCAAAAGGUGAAAAAAUGCAAGAAGUGAAGGAAAAAGAACAAGAACUAAAAAGAAUGAGGCAAAACAAAGAAAAUUGCAAUAAACAAAAAAUGAAACAAAUACAAAACGAGAUUAAUGAACUAAUCGAAGACGAAAGCAAUCUCGAUGCAAAUAUUAGAGCAUUAAAACAUAAUUAUGAUGAAUUACAAAAACAACUUGAAACAAUACAAGAACAACCCAAAACAACACAAGAACAACUCAAAAAUAUUUGCAAUGAUUAG
This is a messenger RNA of Adineta steineri, 387 nucleotides long. Lineage: Eukaryota; Metazoa; Rotifera; Eurotatoria; Adinetida; Adinetidae. The record is from the annotation of a GenBank genome assembly.